GAAAAGUAUAAAGGGAAAAAGACACCUUUCUUCCAAUGCAAACUAUACCCUCCUGAGGAACAGAAAAAGGAACCUCUAUAAAAGAGCGCUGGCUAUUAUAGUUUCAAUAUCUUAUUUUUCCAAUGGCAUUGGCGAAUAGCAUUGUCCUUCUCCUCCUCCUCUUCCUUCCCGCCCUUGAUGCACUCUCAAACCAUACCUCUUUCCCUCAAGCAGCAGCAGAUGCCUUCGAAGAAUCCUUGGUACACCAAGCUUGCUUCAACACCACAAGCCAUGAGGCUUGCACCUCGCGCAUCCACGCCGAAUGCCAUCGGGCGGGGCUCGGUACUGGUCCCUUCUCGAUCCUCCACGGCGCGCUCAAGGGAACGAUCGAUGAGGUGGUACGAGCAAUUGACACCACAAUGGGGCUCGCUGCGUUCUCUGAGAGCCUUCGCGAGGAGAUGGCGAUCCAUGACUGCGUGGAGCUUCUCGGCUACUCAGUAGAUGAACUUGGCUGGUCCUUGGCUGAAAUGAGUUGGAUUGAGUCAGAGACCAGCAGCAUGAAUCAUGAAGAGAAUCUACGUGCAUGGCUUAGCGCCGCGCUUGGCAACCAGGAUACGUGCUUGGAGGGCUUUGAGGGCACUGAUGGUCGGCUCAAGCAUUACAUCAAGGGGAGCUUGACAGAAGUGUCACAGCUUCUUAGCAAUCUGCUCAUGAUGCACAAGAGAAUGCGUAGUAUAAUACCCCAUGUACCAAUUAAAAAUAUUAGUGACAGUAGUCAGAAUCUAGAAUUGCCGCCAUGGAUCGAAAUUGGAGAAGAGCUAACGCGUGCAGAUCCAAAGACGAUGCAUGUGGAUGCAGUGGUGGCCUUGGAUGGCAGCGGUAGGUUCCGAUCAAUCAACGAGGCAGUAAACCAAGCACCAAGCCAGAGUCCGAAGAGGUACGUUAUUUAUGUGAAGAAGGGGGAGUAUAAAGAGAACGUGGAAUUGAAGAAGAAGAAGACCAAUAUAAUGCUCGUUGGGGAUGGAAUGGGCCAGACGGUGAUCACAGGAGGUAGGAAUUUCAUGCAAGGGUGGACUACUUUCAGGACUGCUACCUUCGCUGUCUCCGGCCAGGGGUUUGUUGCAAGGGACAUAACCUUCCGCAACACCGCCGGGCCGCAGAACCACCAAGCAGUCGCCCUCCGGGUUGGCUCGGACCGCUCGGCCUUCUUCCGAUGCAGCAUCGAGGGCUACCAGGACACUCUCUAUGCCCACUCCCUCCGCCAAUUCUACCGCGACUGCAACAUCUAUGGCACUAUUGACUUCAUAUUUGGCAAUGGCCUUGUUGUGCUUCAGCAUUGCAACAUCUACACCAGAAAGCCAUUGCCCUACCAGAAGAUCACCAUCACCGCCCAAGGCCGAAAGGAUCCGAACCAGAAAACGGGCUUCUCGAUCCACAACAGCUUCGUACAUGCUACGUACCCCACGUACCUCGGCCGACCAUGGAAGCCAUACUCGAGGACUGUGUUCAUGCAGUCAUUCCUGAGCUCACAGGUGCAGCCGGCAGGCUGGUUGGAGUGGGCCGGGAAUUUUGGACUGAACACUCUCUGGUACGGGGAGUAUAUGAACUAUGGGCCAGGUGCUGCUCUUAGUGGGCGAGUCCGGUGGCCUGGUUAUCAUGUCAUACGUGACGCGUCGCUGGCCAGCUUCUUUACGGUGCGGCGGUUCAUCGACGGAUUGUCAUGGGUGCCGGCAACUGGUGUGACUUUCACAGCUGAUUUAAUCAGGUAGAUAUUUAUGUUUCUUUUUUCUCCCAUCUAUGAAGCAUGUGUUUCUGAUUGUUUGAAGAUGUUGUAGUUUAUAUCCCUCAUUUUGGCAGGGUUUGGUUUGUAUCAAAAAUGGCCAUGUCACUCCUGGGUCCUAUACCUUAUUAGAAAUUUUAAAGGUUCCAACCAUUGU
Messenger RNA from Phoenix dactylifera (date palm), 1916 nucleotides. The record is from RefSeq and is a predicted model, not a curated record. Lineage: Eukaryota; Viridiplantae; Streptophyta; Magnoliopsida; Arecales; Arecaceae.